AUGGAAGCGAUGGAGGAGCUUACUGGUCGUGCUGGUAGCAUUUCUCUCGACCCAGCAAAACCCGCUCGGUCAGGACCAAUCCAAGUGCAGCCCGGCCCUUUGUCCUCCCACCUGGACAAGAUCUACGCAUCCUUGACUGCCACCUCGACUGCUGAUUUUAUCAAGGAUGUACAACACGACGAGAUUGCAGGUGACCUUGAGGCCGCAAAUCCCCUCGCGUCCUUAGCAGCAUUCCGUGCAUACAUGGCCAGCCCAGCGUCUGAUGCAUUGUGUCCGGCCAAAGGUCAGGAUUUGUCGGCACCGAUAACAGAUUAUUACAUCUCAUCCAGUCACAACACCUAUUUGACCGGGAAUCAGCUGUACAGCGAUGCUGCAGCGGCCGCAUAUACUAACGUACUUCUGAGUGGUUGUAGAUGUGUUGAAAUCGAUGUGUGGGACGGAUUUGCAGACAGCGUCUCUGGUGACGACACAAGCAGCAGCAGCAGCAGCAGCAAUAAUAGCGAGUCGAGCUCUGAUGAAGAAAAGACUAGCCACGAUAAGGAGCAAGACGUACCACCGGUGGAUGGUAGCGCACAGUCAACCAAGGCACCAUCGCGACACAAGAGCAUCUCGUCCAAAUUGGGAAGCCUGCUGCGACGCAAAUCGUCGCCUGAUGAUGGAGUCACUGAUAAACCUGCAUCGACUGCUGCUGCUGCUGCUGCUGCUGUAGACUCUGUGGCGCAAACCCUACGCUGUCCGGAGCCCCGGGUGCUCCAUGGUCACACGCUGACCAAAGGAACCACGUUCCGCGAUGUUUGCUAUGCGAUUCGCGACAGCGCCUUUGUGGCGAGUGAUCUGCCGGUCAUCGUCAGUUUGGAGGUGCACACAUGCAUCGAGCAGCAGGCGACGAUGGUGGAAAUUAUGGAGGAGGCGUGGAAAGGAAUGUUGAUCGAAAUCACCCCAGAACUUGAAGCUACUCAGGCGCCGCCUCCCCUGGAGACCUUGAAACGCAAGAUUCUCAUUAAGGUCAAAUGGGUCCCAGCGACAGGUGAUGACCAAGGCGAAGCGCAGAAGGACGAGCGGACCGACACGCCCGAUACACCUCCAUCUCUCGAUCAGGACAACCAACAUGCACCACCCAAGAAACCGUCCAAAUUCCUGCACUCCCUGAGCAGGCUAGCGGUUUUUACCAAAGGGUUCUCCUUCCACCAGUUCACUCAGCCAGAGGCCAAAGUACCAGGACAUGUAUUCUCCCUCUCCGAAAGCGCCGUGCGUGAGGCGUACGCGAAAUACCGCGACGCCCUCCUCGAGCACAACCGCCACUUCUUCAUGCGAGUCUACCCAUACGCGCUGCGCGUCAACUCAUCCAACCCAGACCCAACGUUCUUUUGGCACUGCGGCGCCCAGAUCGUCGCCUUGAACUGGCAAAACCUCGACAAGGGCAUGAUGCUCAACCGGGGCAUGUUCACCGGCGAGCCCGGCUGGGUCCUCAAGCCCCAGGGCUACCGCAGCUCCGAUCCCCUUUCCACCCCCAUGAAGCGCCAACAGCUCGACCUCUCCAUCGAGAUCCUCGCAGCGCAGAACCUCCCCUUGCCCCCUGGGGACACCAAGGAGUCCGGCUUCCACCCCUACGUCACCUGCCACCUGCAUGCGGAAUCUCAAGACGAGGAGAACGGCUCGCCCGGGGUCGGCGACAACACCACCGACUCGGAGAAGACGAAUUACGAGCACAGCAUCAAGAGCGCUACAGGCACGAACCCGGAUUUCGGCGCGCAGAUGAUCCAGUUCCCGACUCUGAGGGGUGUCAUUGAGGAGUUGACUUUUGUCAGAUUCAAAAUCAGAGACGACGAGUUCGGCCGAGACUCCCUCGCCGCCUGGGCAUGUCUCAAACUCAGCCGCCUGCAGCAAGGCUAUCGACUGAUCCAUCUCCUUGACUGCUCUGGGGCAGAAACCGGUGCUAUCCUGUUAGUCCGGAUCACCAAGGUACUCUCAUGA
This is a messenger RNA of Aspergillus pseudoviridinutans, 1974 nucleotides long. Its product is annotated as putative phosphoinositide-specific phospholipase C. The coding region runs from base 1 to 1974 and encodes 657 amino acids. Gene Ontology annotation, biological process: phosphatidylinositol-mediated signaling; lipid metabolic process. NCBI's taxonomy places the organism in Eukaryota, Fungi, Ascomycota, Eurotiomycetes, Eurotiales, Aspergillaceae. Gene Ontology annotation, molecular function: phosphatidylinositol-4,5-bisphosphate phospholipase C activity. The transcript is spliced from 4 exons. The record is from RefSeq and is a predicted model, not a curated record.